GACCCCACUAGUCACUGCCUGCAACGUAGACUGGGCCUGGAAUUUUAUCCCUUGGCUCAUUCUUAAAAUGUUUUCUUGGGGAGAUUAUCUUCUGGCCGUUUCUGAGGAGCCAGGAAACGUGAAACGGGCUAUGAAACAAAAGCCGAGUGCGUAGGCUAGAUUAAGCAACAGAUCCUUCAGUGAAGUAUUUUGCAUCCUUCACGCCUUUGUUCAAUCUUCAGGAAGAUUGGAGAGUAGGGUAGAACCUCCCGUUUUUUCAAUACCCAGAGUUCAGCUUUUGGGGUUGGCAUCUCAAAGUAACUGACACGAAAUGGACGUAAUUUGACGAAAGCGACUCAAACCUUCCUCCCCAACCUUUCUCUCCCGCUCAUCAGGACUGAGUUUGCCUGUGGUUGUGGGUCCAUUCCGAGUGUGAGGUGUUCACAGGUCGUGAAGAUGGAGUAGACGGAGAAGCAGAUUUCCCCCUGGACCGUGUACGUCUGUCUGUGUUUGCCGCAGAUUCUUGUCGCUGGGGCUCGGAAUUCAGUUCGGGAGUUACAUUAUUUCGGGUCAGCGGCGUUCAUCCUUUUUUUUUCUGAAAUGUGAAGCUCCAGCGGCCACAUCCUGAGCUGGAUCGGCCAGGCAACACGUCCCCACGUCGGCAGCUCCGAGCUUUGCCCGCCAAAGUCCCUUCAAACAGCGGCGACCCUUCAGUGGUAGAAGUUGUGGCUGUGAGGAAUGCCCUUAACAAAUCCCUGUCAUGGCCCCUGGAAUUAUCUACUCACCUGUCUUCACCUGGUGCCUGCUUUUCUUCAUGAUCUGCUUUCUCUGUUCUGUGUCCCAGCCCCAAAAAGACACCACAGAUGGGCCUGAGUCAUUGCCCACUGUCACAGAUGCUGCACCGACCUCUGAAUAUUCAUACCCUGAUUACAGGGGUAAAGGCUGCAUGGAUGAGAAUGGUUUUGUGUAUGAAAUUGGAGAGGAGUUCACACCAGGUCCUGCUGCCUGCCCAUGUGUCUGCACCGAAGAUGGUCCACUGUGUGUCAAACCUGAGUGCCCUAGUCUGCAUCCUCGGUGUAUUCGAGUGGACACCAGCCGUUGUUGCCCUGAAUGCAAGGAAAUGAAAACUUACUGUGAAUUUCGGGAAAAGAAAUAUAAACAAUUGGAGGAAUUUGUGGUUUCACCAUGUGAGAAGUGCCGCUGUGAGCCCAAUGGAGAAGUGCACUGUUCCGUAGCAGAAUGUGCUCAGGUUGACUGUGUGGAUCCAGUAUAUGAACCUGAUCAGUGCUGCCCUAUCUGCAAAGAUGGACCCAAUUGUUUUGCAGGAGUCGCUAUUAUCCCAGCUGGACGAGAGGUGAAGAUUGAUGAAUGCACAACUUGCCAUUGCUCCUACGAAGAUGGCACUUGGAGAGUUGAUCACCAGGCAACUUGCAUCAAGAAUGACUGCAAGGAAAUAUAGACAAAAGAUCGUGUGGAUAAAGUUUUUUUUUGCUAUAUUCAACAUAAAAUGGGACUGAAUGAAUGGUGUUUUUGUACAUUCUGUAUUGCAUACCAUACUUAUAUUGAAUUAGUCAUGUUAUUUGUACUAAAUCUGAGCAAUAAAA
Molecule: messenger RNA, 1583 nt
Organism: Stegostoma tigrinum
Lineage: Eukaryota; Metazoa; Chordata; Chondrichthyes; Orectolobiformes; Stegostomatidae
Gene: vwc2
Product: von Willebrand factor C domain containing 2
Exons: 5
Coding region: 740-1438 (232 amino acids)
Biological process (GO): negative regulation of BMP signaling pathway
Cellular component (GO): AMPA glutamate receptor complex
Molecular function (GO): protein binding
Source: RefSeq, a predicted model, not a curated record